Messenger RNA from Sceloporus undulatus (fence lizard), 835 nucleotides. RefSeq names its product allergen Ani s 10-like. Bases 29 to 835 code for a protein of 268 amino acids. Lineage: Eukaryota; Metazoa; Chordata; Lepidosauria; Squamata; Phrynosomatidae. The record is from RefSeq and is a predicted model, not a curated record. The transcript is spliced from 18 exons.
UUGUAACUCAAGAAAGAAAAGGAGAAAGAUGAAAACGUGGGUGGUGGUCGCUUUCCUUGUUGCCUGCCUGCUCUCGCCACAGAGCACCAGAGCUGCACCUUUGAAUGGGGACACCAUUAGUGUCGGUGAUGGAGGCAGCCCUGUUAUAGAAGGCAAUGGCAUUGGGAACAACUUUCAACCUUCUUCAGGAGAGGAACACAACAGCAUCAGUAUUGGUGGUGGAGGCAGUCCUGUAAUAGAAGGCAAUGGCAUUGGGAACAAUUUUGCAGCUGCUCCAAAUAAUGGUGACACCAUUAGUAUUGGUGAUGGAGGCAACCCUGUUAUAUCAGGCAAUGGCAUCGGGAACAAUUUUAAACCUGCUUCAGGGAAUGAUGACAACACCAUUAGUAUCGGUGGUGGAGGCAGCCCAACUAUAGAAGGCAAUGGCAUUGGGAACAAUUUUGCAGCUGCUCCAAACAGUGGAGACACUAUUAGUAUUGGUGGCGGGGGCAGCCCAGUUGUAGAAGGCAAUGGCAUUGGGAACAAUUUUAAACCAUCCUCAGGAGAUGACGACAACGUCAUUAGUGUUGGUGGUGGAGGUAGCCCUACUAUAGAAGGCAAUGGCAUUGGGAACAAUUUUGCAGUUGCUGGAGAAAAUGGAGACACCAUUAGCAUUGGCGAUGGCGGUAACCCUGAAAUAACAGGCAAUGGUAUCGGAAACAAUUUCCAGCCUGCCUCAGGAAAUAAUGACAACACCAUUAGUGUCGGUGACGGGGGCAGCCCUGUUAUCGGUGGCAAUGGCAUUGGCAACAACUUUGCGGUUGCGCCAGAGAGCACAGGACUAGUAUUAGCAUGA